Messenger RNA from Diversispora eburnea, 906 nucleotides. Lineage: Eukaryota; Fungi; Glomeromycota; Glomeromycetes; Diversisporales; Diversisporaceae. The record is from the annotation of a GenBank genome assembly.
AUGUAUGUGAUAACAGACAAUAGUGAUGAAGAUGAUAAUAGUAAGAAGAUAAUGAUAGUAAUGGAAGAAGCUAGCCCAACCAAAUCCACUAGUACUCAAUCAUCUACUGCUUUAUAUCCCCCAGAAAAUGGUCAACAUCCCAUUAAUCUAAGCAAGAAUAAUAAAUGUCGUAGUUUCACUGAUGAAUUUAAAAGUUCAAGAAUUGUUGAAUAUUAUGAAUAUAAUAGAGAUCCUAAAUCAGCGGAUUGGAUUAAUACAAGUGGUAAUCGAAACAGUUACACUUUAGCUAAUGGACAAUUAUUAGCUCAUUUAAUAAAACCGACGAAAGAUCAAGGUCGUGUAAAUGAUCCCGCUGGUCCUUAUAAUAAGAAUUUAGGUCAAGGUUUAACAUUAAAUAGUACAUAUAAAUUACAUUUUGGUAUAACUGAAAUUAAGAUGAAAGUUAAUGGUGUUGGAGGUGUAGUUACUGCUUUUAUUGUAAAUAAUGGAGAUGAAAUUGAUUGGGAAAUGGUAGGCAAAGAUGUAAAUCAUGGACAAUCCAAUUUCUUUUGGAAUGGAUUACUUCUUUAUGGUGUAAAUGGUGGAGUUCAUUCUGUUCCAAAUGGACCUAUCGAUACCAAAUUCCAUACUUACACAUUUGAUUGGCAACCCGAUCGUAUUACUUGGAAAAUUGAUGGUCAAGUUGUAAGAACUUUAUGGAGAAAAGAUACUUAUAAAGAUGGUGUAUAUCAAUUCCCAAGUAAUCCUUCAUAUGUACAAUUAGGUAUUUGGGAUGGUAGUGGUGCUCCUGGAACUGCUAAAUGGGCUAAUGGUCCUAUUGAUUGGACUAAACAACCUGAUAAAUUAACUACUAUUAUUGAAUCUGUCUCUAUUAAAUGUGAUCCAAAGUAUAAUAUUAUUGUUUAA